AUGCUGUCAUCUACCUCUGUGGUCGCCGGUGCCCUGCUCGCGGCAUCGCAGCUCUCCGGCGUCUACGCUGACGGCUUCUCCUGUCCUCCCGGCGGCGAGGUUAGCUGUCACAACUCGGGCCCUGUCCAGGAUACUUGCUGCUUCAACUCGCCCGGCGGUCUUAUUGCCCUUACUCAGUUCUGGGAUGCUGAUCCAGCCACCGGCCCCGAGGACUCGUGGACCAUCCACGGCCUCUGGCCGGAUAACUGCGAUGGCACCUACGAGCAAUUCUGCGAUAUGGGCCGUGAAUACACCAACAUCACCGAUAUCCUCAAGGCCCAGAACCGAAAUGACGUCCUCGACUACAUGAACAUGUACUUCAAGGACUACAAGGGCAACGACGAGAGCUUCUGGGAGCACGAAUGGAACAAGCACGGUACUUGCAUGAGCACCUUCGAGCCAUCCUGCUACAUGGACUACAUGCCCCAGGAGGAAGUUGGUGAUUACUUCGCCAAGAUCGUUGAAUUGUUCAAGGGAUUGAACACCUACAAGGCUCUCGCCGAUGCUGGCAUCACUCCUAGCAAUGACAAGACCUACGACCUCAGUGCCAUGGAGGCUGCUAUCAAGGCUUCCUUCGGCAUGGAGAUCACCCUGAACUGCAGGAACGGUGCCCUUAACGAAGCCUGGUACUUCUACAACGUCCGUGGCUCGGCCCAGACUGGAGAGUACAUCCCUACCCUCCCAGGCGGCACUCCCUCCACCUGCCCCAAGACUGGAAUCAAAUAUGUCCCCAAGAGCGGCGGUUCCACCCCACCACCCACCACCAGCUCUCCCAGCGGCCCAGCUCCUACUGGAAUCUUCGCCGGUAAGGGCUACCUCGUUGUCACUACUCGAGACAGCCAGGACGGAUGCCUCAUCAGCUCUGGAAACUGGUACACCACCGGAACCUGUGCCACGUACACCGCUGCCGCCUCCGGCUCUGGCUUCACCUUGACGUCCAGCAAGGGAGUCUGUGGCAUGUAUAACGGACAGUUCAAGUGUGGCUCCGGCGUUGCUGCCACCGUCUUCGGAUCUUCGAGCGGAAAGCUCUCUGCUAGCGGCAAGGAUACCUUCUACGCCGACAAGGUCCCCAGUGGCACCACUCAAGUUCCUAUCUACACUUCUCCUCACUCUGUCCCACUCACUGUUUCCUGGCAGGCGGUUUAA
Messenger RNA from Arthroderma uncinatum, 1185 nucleotides. Its product is annotated as ribonuclease T2-like protein. Gene Ontology annotation, biological process: RNA catabolic process. Lineage: Eukaryota; Fungi; Ascomycota; Eurotiomycetes; Onygenales; Arthrodermataceae. Bases 1 to 1185 code for a protein of 394 amino acids. Gene Ontology annotation, cellular component: extracellular region. Gene Ontology annotation, molecular function: ribonuclease T2 activity; RNA binding. The transcript is spliced from 5 exons. The record is from RefSeq and is a predicted model, not a curated record.